UUCCCGUACUCAGGAAUGUGUGUUCCGUUUCCAUUGGAAACUCGUGAAAUUCUUACACAGUAAACUUGAAUUCAAUGUGUAAAUACUAAAUUUCUUGAGGAUGCCUAUCAAUGUCAGUAUGCCCGUGGUGCUUAGAGCAAAAUGUGUGGUUGUUGGUGAUUCAACAGUUGGCAAGAGUGCUUUGACCCAGGUUUUUCACAGCGAUGGCACACAUUUCCCCAAGGCUUAUUCCAUGACAGUUGGAGUGGAGCUGUGUGUCAAGAGUGUCACAAUUCCUGAUUCCAGCAACAGCGUGGAGUUGUACAUCUAUGACUCGGCUGGUAAAGAAUUGUUUUCAGAUUAUGUUCAGCAGAUGUGGGAUGGCCCAUCAUUGGCUGUGGUCAUGUUUGAUGUGACCAAUGAGAAGUCUUUUUCCAGUUGUACCAAGUGGUUGGAAAGAGUCAAGUCUAAGGCAGGACGUGCAAUUCAGGCUGUUCUGAUCGGGAACAAGACCGAUCUGGCCACCAGAAGAACAGUCACAGAGAGCAUGGCACAGAAAGCAGCUGCAAGCUUGGAAGUGGAAUACUUUGAAUGUUCCGCCAAAGAGCAAGAGAACAUAGAGGCUCCUUUCUACUAUUUGGCAAAUGCUUUCUACAAGAAAUAUCAGGAGAAAGUCGCAAUGACUGAAGCCAUCUCUGGGUGACGGCAAUCUGUGAGUUGAGAAUAAACUGCAGAAGUGCUCUCGCUUCCUUUAAAGGCAGUGGACACUAGUGGUUAUUACUGAAAAUAAUUAUUAGCAUGACACCUUACUUGGUAACGAGU
This is a messenger RNA of Asterias rubens (European starfish), 801 nucleotides long. Its product is annotated as intraflagellar transport protein 27 homolog. The transcript is spliced from 7 exons. The record is from RefSeq and is a predicted model, not a curated record. NCBI's taxonomy places the organism in Eukaryota, Metazoa, Echinodermata, Asteroidea, Forcipulatida, Asteriidae. The coding region runs from base 101 to 682 and encodes 193 amino acids. Gene Ontology annotation, molecular function: GTP binding; GTPase activity. Gene Ontology annotation, cellular component: Golgi apparatus.